This is a messenger RNA of Populus trichocarpa (black cottonwood), 2271 nucleotides long. RefSeq names its product ankyrin repeat-containing protein At5g02620. Gene Ontology annotation, molecular function: protein phosphatase regulator activity; protein phosphatase 1 binding. Bases 505 to 2139 code for a protein of 544 amino acids. The record is from RefSeq and is a predicted model, not a curated record. NCBI's taxonomy places the organism in Eukaryota, Viridiplantae, Streptophyta, Magnoliopsida, Malpighiales, Salicaceae. Gene Ontology annotation, cellular component: plasma membrane. The transcript has 4 exons.
UUCAGCUAUGGGUAACAAAAAAAGAAAAAAAAAGAAAAAGAGUAAAGAAAUUCUCGCUCUUUCUCUGCAACCUUUGUGCUUUUCUAUAGUUUCAGUCAUUAAAAUUCUAGUCUAACAACCUCUGUUGUAACUUUCUCUAAACUUCAUCUUUACUAUAGAUAGAUAGAUACAUUAAUUACAGCCUUACAAAUGUUUUUGAGUCUCUCUUUAGAGACAGCUUUUUAAAUUCUAUGGGUUUUUAUCCCGUUGACAGAGGAGCGCAAAAGAAGCUCCUUCCUUCCAACCCAAGAUGCAAGAGAUAGCAGAACCAGACAUGCAAGGUCAGAAUCAAAGUUCCAACAUUUUGGGAAAGAGUUACCAAAGAUUAUCAUUACCUUGGUUGCUUUAAAGAGAUAAUGAGUCUAGAUGAUAAAAGAUGCAAAUUUUGAUCUGGGUUUUUGCUGGAAAGAAGAAAAAAAGACAUGAAUUAAUAUUAGAAUUAUAAAGGAUUUUUCUUUUUGAUUAAUGGAUCCAAUGGAGUCACCAGGCGGGCAGCCUAGUCCAGUGCCUAGGAAAAAGAUGACCAAACAGUUAACAGGAAAAAGAGAUGAUACACCAUUACAUUCUGCAGCCAGAGCUGGGAAUUUAGGCGCUGUAAUGGAGAUCUUAACUGGUACUGGAGAAGAAGAAUUGAAGGAAUUGUUAGAGAAGCAAAACCAAUCAGGAGAAACUGCCCUUUAUGUUGCUGCAGAAUACGGUUAUGUUGAUGUGGUCAGAGAGAUGAUAAAGUAUUAUGAUCUUGCUGAUGCUGGUAUCAAAGCAAGAAAUGGGUUUGAUGCAUUCCAUGUUGCUGCAAAGCAAGGGGAUAUAGAGAUUCUGAGGGUGCUAAUGGAGGCCCAUCCGGAAUUGUCUAUGACUGUUGAUUUAUCAAACACUACAGCUCUGCACACGGCUGCCACACAAGGUCAUAUAGAAAUUGUGAAUUUUUUGUUGGAUGCAGGGAGUAGCCUAUCAACCAUUGAUAAAAGCAAUGGAAAAACUGCCCUGCAUUCUGCAGCUAGAAACGGGCAUGUGGAAGUUGUGCGAGCACUUUUGACAAUGGAGCCUGGGAUAGCAACAAGGAUAGAUAAGAAGGGACAGACGGCACUUCACAUGGCAGUGAAGGGACAAAAUAUUGAGGUGGUGGAGGAGCUGAUUGUUGCAGAUCCUUCAGCUGUAAACAGGAUUGAUACUAAAGGCAACACACCCUUACAUAUAGCAACCAGGAAAGGACGAGCUCAGAUUGUUAAGUUGCUUCUUCGGCAUAGUAGAACCGAUGUAAAGGCUGUUAAUAGGACUACUGAAACUGCACUCGAUACUGCUGAGAAAACAGGACAUCCAGAAAUUGCAGUCAUUCUGCAGGAGCAUGGGGUUCAAAGUGCCAAAACGAUUCAGCCACUGGAAAUAAAUCCAGCGCGAGAGCUGAAACAAACAGUAAGCGACGUGAAGCACGAAGUCCACCACCAACUGGAACACACACGUCAAACUAGAAAGCGUGUGAAAGGAAUCGCUAAACGUCUCAACAAAAUGCAUGUUGAAGGUCUUAACAAUGCAAUCAACUCCACCACUGUUGUUGCCGUUCUCAUUGCCUCAGUUGCCUUUGCAGCCAUCUACACCGUCCCUGGUCAAUAUGUUGAUGACCCUAACGAAAUCCCCCCUGGACAGUCUUUAGGGGAAGCAAAUAUUGCUCCAAAAGUUCCAUUCAUCAUAUUCUUCAUCUUUGAUUCUACUGCCCUCUUCAUCUCCCUGGCUGUUGUGGUGGUGCAAACAUCAGUUGUAGCCAUAGAGAGCAAAGCAAAAAAAAAGAUGAUGGCAGUCAUAAACAAAUUGAUGUGGAUAGCUUGUACCCUUGUUUCGGUCGCAUUUCUAGCACUAUCUUUCGUUGUUGUUGGUGAACGUGAGAAAUGGUUGGCAAUCGGUGUUACAAUUGUAGGAGCAUCUAUAAUGGCGACAACGUUCGGUACAAUGUGUUACUGGGUGAUAAAACAUCGAAUUGAGGCCUCAAACAUGAAGAAUAUUCGAAGAUCAUCACUUGGGAGCAGGUCACGCUCAUUUUCAGUUUCUCUGGUCUCGGACACUGAGAUCGUAAACAGUGACUACAAAAAAAUGUAUGCAAUUUAAUCUUUCUUUGCUGGGAUCACUUUUAUUCACUAACAAAUCAUAGUUUUUUCAUCUUCUAUAGAUUCUUCUAAUCAUUAUUGUAAUACUAGAUUAAUGUUUAUGAGUAAUGCCAUGAACAUUUUAGUUUUUUAA